UAUAAGAGGAAUAAAACGCUUCAUGGUAUUUUCCCUACAUCAUUUGAUUCUAUAUCGAUACUAAACAUACACAGAACACACAAAUCACUUUAUAAAAGGCAACGUUUAGAUUUGAAUCUUUCAUCAUCCACUUCCUAUUUCAUACACCAAGCUUUACGGUCUUUUACACUUGGAUGUGUCUCUUAAGCUGAACAAAAAAGGAAUUUGAAUGUCAGAGUUGUUUAUUGUUCAUGAAUCCUUAAAGAAAUGCAGUCUGAAGCGUUUUAUUAUGCUAAUAAUUUUCUAGCACAUCUCCCCAGUUUGCCCCACCAAAGCCUUUUCCUGCAUUUCAAUGACUCCUAUGUCCAACAUUAGCAUAGCGCGAUGGUACAAGAGGUUCCUCCGGUGUACAGUGCUGAUAACAACGUAGCCUAAGAAAUCUUUGAAAGUGCUUGUUAUCAGUGGAAAAAAAACUGGGUUAGGCUAAUGAGCUUUCUCCUGCUCAGGUUCUCAUCCUUCAGCGAAAUGGUUGAAAGCUGCUUGGGGUAACAGGCUGAAAAUCACUGUGGCUGCAAAUGGUCUGUGUACUGUAUAUUAAAGACACGUUAAUCUCCUGCUUGGCUUUUUUUAAUGGAAGCAAAGUGUCAAAAUACGAUGUUACGGAUGUUUGUGGAUUUCUCAGCAUUAUUAUGGCAUGUUUGUAUUCUGUUUUCUGCCUCCUGUGUGGCUGUAUGAGAGGAACCAGUGGCAGUUGUGUAAAGAUAUGUGAGGAGUUGACCAAAGCAUGUUCGAGAACUCGAGUGCAGGCGAGCAGCUGAAGCAGGGGACGAAGAUGAGCUCUGGCUCUGGCCGCAAGGACUUCUCUCCAGGAGGCCAAAAAAGCAGCACACACCUGAAGAAUCUGGGGAAAGCCAUGGGGGCCAAAGUCAACGAUCUACUGCGUCGUAAAGAGACUGGGAGUUUGGGCGACAUUGGCGUGACUGAGGUCAACAAGAACUUCGGAGCAGUGUGGUCCAGCCACAAAGUGACUGCUAACAGCCACAUUUCACUGGACUCCUUCCCUCGCCUUGAUCCUCCUCCUCCCACCAACAAGAAGCGUCUCCCUCGUGCUUUGAAGACCACUCAGGAAAUGAUGAUCUCCUCUGACCCUGUGGUGGCUUCUCCAGAGCCCUCAGACUCCUCCUUUCUGUCCUCCCCAGAGAAGAUCCAAGUCAAAGUCCCUGAGCAACCUGAAAAUCCUGAGAAACUCUCAGGAACUAAUAACACUCUGGAGGUCUGGACAGAAGAGGAGAAUGGAUCAAGGGUGAAAGGCCAGUCUGUUGAUAUGGAUGGCGUCCAAACAGCUGAUGAACAGAACGAAAAUGGCACUGUGGAUGAAGACCAGUUACACAUGCUGCUCUCGGUUCCGGAUCUCAUCCACAAGGACGGCCUAGAGCUCAAGCAGAAACUGAGCGGCUCUGAGAGUAGAAUGGCGUCCUCGCCAUGUCCAGGGAAAGGAGACGGACGCAUCAGCACGAGUGGGGGAGAACUUCUUCGGAACGGGUCAGUGGAACAUAUGAGAACCUCCAGCGGGGAGAACGAAGAACCUCACCCGGACCUGCUUUCAUUUGAAUAAAACCUUUAUUCAGACAAGCUCGAGAACAAUGUCACGAUAUUCUUCCUGAUCUUCAGUCAUCUUGAUGGUGGUUUUACUGAAAAAGCCCUCAGUGAUGAUUACACAAGAGAACUGCCUCCUUAAUGGAGCCAAGAGACAGGAUUUCUCAUCAUGACAUUUCUGUGAACCACUGUAUUCUCUGUGUAUGCGCUAUAACGUGUUUAUUAAGCCUCACUUUAUGUAUUAUCACAGAAAUAUUCAGAAUAUUUUAGUCUAAUUACUUUUAUAUCUCAAAUCACUAUUUUAGAUUUUUUUUUUAAAUUUCAGAGAUUGUUGCUGUGGAUUUUACACUAAAGGAUUGAAACAGCCUGUCAGUAGAAGCCAAAGUGAGAACAUUUUAUUUGCUGUAACACUUAUGCCAUAUCCAGCUUCCAUCAAACUGCACACUCACCCUGUGUUCACACUGGCAAGUGAUACGGAGACUCAAUAUGCUCACAGCAUUUAAUAUGCAUAUAGUUAUAGUUAGAUUAGUGCUUUAGUACCAUGUUUAAUUAGCCAUGUGUCCAUCCAAGUGAUAUUACAGUGAUGCCUCGAGAUACGAGUGCUUUGACAUACGAGCUGUGAUUCAACCAAAUUUUUGGCUUGAGAUACGAGCAAAUUUUUGAGAUACGAGCAGCCGAGCCGCCGAAACAAAGAUCCCCAAACAACCACGUGUGCUCUGUUUCCCCGCCUCAGCUUCCCGCGUCUCACUCGGUUAAAGCCGCCUUUCCACUUCACACGGCAAACGACGGCCGAUAAACAGGAAGUCAUUCAUUUCCUAUGGAGAGUCGCAAAGGCGCUGCGUGAGGUGCCGACCAUCUGCGGAGCUGUCAUUUUCGGAUCCGUUUUGAGCGUUGGAUCCGUUAAAAAAUGUGAACUUGUGCGACUACACCGCAUCUGAUAUGCCGACCGGACAGGUUUUUAUUAAAACGACCGGCAGAUGUUAGUGAGGAAAGAGUGACAAAAAAGGAAAAAACAAGUGAAGAGAAAAGCGAUGAAGAAAAUUAAGCAAAAUGAAUGUAAAGAAAACAGAAAUUGUAGCAAUUAAGUUCAGUUAAGUUAAGAGAAUUUCAGUUACGUUUGUUCAUUUUAGUGAAGUUUAGUUAAGUUCCAUUUAAGUGUAAAGUAGCAUUAAGAGUGUACAGUAGCGAGUAAGUGAACGAAAGUGAAAGUGUAAUUCCUCCUAACUCCUCCGCCUGUUUACUCCUCCGCCUGUUUACUCCUCCCUCAACCUCCGUGCGCAUCUUCCGUAAAGUAAAACCAGUUUAUUUUUUUAACAUUCUCUUUUAUUACUGUAUGUUUUUAUACAAUAUUUGUCAUUUAUAUAUACAGGUACUGAACAUUUUUCAUAUUCAAAACACAUAAACAAAACAACUGGAGUGGAAUUCUGCGAGCUGGAACGGAUUAAUGGGAUUUCAAUUCAUUUAAAUGUGGAAAAUUGUUUUGAGAUACGAGCAAUUUGAGAUACGAGCAAAGUCACGGAACGCAUUAAACUCGUAUCUCGAGGCAUCACUGUAUUUCAAUCUGGGAAAACAUGUAUGUGAUAUUUUACAUAUCACCAAUACAUUAUUCUGAUAACUUUAGCAGGCCGAUCGUUUGUCUAAGCUAUUUCAUUUUAUGCAUAAUAAUGCAUAAUGUCAAUGCAAGCUAUUCAUGACAGGAGGUGAAAUGAAGCAAUAAAUGAGCUUGAUGCACUCCCAAAGCUAAUCAUAGUAUUAUGAGAUAUAACAGGCUGAGGUUUUUAGGUUGCGAUUCUACAGAGACAUGAUGGUGACAUUCCUAUUAAAUAACAAUAAUGCAUUAGUUUUAUGUCAGCAGUGAGGCUCUGUACUACUACUUCAAACAAUAUCAACACUGUUGUGAAAUUUCCAGCGUCCACAAAACAGAUACUUAGUGGGCACUACAUAUCAUUUCUUGGGCAUUAUACAGUAUAUUCAGCUACAUAUAACACAGAUAACAUCAAUUUGACAUUAGUCUGUAUGUGUUUCCCAGUUCUUUUAUUGGAAAGAUGGGGAUUACCUAGAAGAAGCAAACUCGGAGUGACGUCUCUAACUUCCACGCUGGUUUUUGAACACAGAUGCAGUCUCCAAACUCUUAGCCACUUUAAUCACUUCCAGUAAGAGGAAUCCACAAAUCUAAGCCAUAGGGUCAUUUUUCUGAGAUCUGUGAAUCAGCAGUCAGGCAGAAGAUCCUGGAAGGAUAGAGGCGAGAAGGAUGCUUAAGGAAUGUAGGGGCUGAAUUAGCGGAAAAAUAGAAAAGCUGAUUGAUUUAAGAUGCUAAUGAUUGUGAUAGAUGGUAGAUGUUUGGUAGAACUACAGCUAGGUGUUAACAAUGCAGGAACUAGAAAGUAAGACACUGGUGGAUGUAUAAUCACAACAGGGUCCAGGAUCCUGGUGCUACAUAAAACAAAGACAGAGCUAAGGACUUAGUAAGUUAGUCCUAGAUACAUAAAGUGCAUCUGUGCAACCUGGUGCAAACAGUGCAGGACAAGACAGACAAGACAGCGCAGGACAAUACAAACAAGACAGUGCAGGACAAGACAGACAAGACAGUGCAGGACAAGACAGACAAGACAGUGCAGGACAAUACAAACAAGACAGUGCAGGACAAGACAGACAAGACAGUGCAGGACAAGACAGACACGACAGUGCAGGACAAUACAAACAAGACAGUGCAGGACAAGACAGACAAGACAGUGCAGGACAAGACAGACAAGACAGUGCAGGACAAGACAGACACGACAGUGCAGGACAAUACAAACAAGACAGUGCAGGACAAUACAAACAAGACAGUGCAGGACAAAAGACAGUGCAGACAAAAGGUUACAAGACAAUACACAAAAUACAAAAAAGACAAUACACAAAAGACAGUAAACAAAAAACAGCGCCGACCGACCAGUGUCAACACUAUAUGUAAAUACUGUAAGUUCAGACAAUAUUGCGUGCAGUAAUACUAAACUGAACACAGUUUCUUAGCAGCAGGUCCCUGAGAUAGUGUCUAGGAGGGAAAAUACAGCAGAACAGAAUGAGGCCCAGGAGGCUGAGUGGAGGAUUCGGUUAGGAAGGAUCUGAGAGCUGCUGAUGCUCAGAGUGAUGUCCAGCUUGAGGAAUGGCACUAAUGAGGCUCGGUCUGUGCAAAGCCAUAAGAACAGGCCUAGAAAAACCAGCGAACGCUGUAACGCGACUUGUGCUGUUGAAUUCUCAAUUCUGAUUGGACAGAUGUUUUUGAUUAAUUUUCUAUAAGAGCAGCAAAACCUACAGUAGUGUUAUAUCAAUGUGCUUGUUCUUAUACAUCAUCAUUUCCAUAGCAACAACUUGCACACUGACUCGUAUGGGGCAAGUGCUUUACUUUUUAGACGUUUUCUUUUACGGAGGUUUUUAUCCUUUAGUGAAAGGAGUCUCCAGUGUCGAUACUUUGUAAGAGUCAGAGGUGAAGCUGUGCCUUAAAGAGUUCAGACACGAGAAAGCCUUCAAGAUGGAAGACUUUGUAUUUUCAACAAAUCUGUCGGGUUUAUUUUAUUUAUUCAUUUUAAAGUUAAAGGGAAAAAAGAAGAGGAAACCCAAUUGUUUUUAGCUGCUAGAACAUAAGGAAAUAACACAAGGAACUUAAUGUAUUUCACAGAAAAUAAUUGGUCUCAGUCAGACUUCAUUCUGUAUCCCAUGAUCCUUUUGAAGGACAGUGUUUCAAAUCCUCUUCUUCCACCGACCUCAAACUCUUUCAGACUUUUCCUACUCUUAGCGUAGCAGCGUUAAAAUCUAGAUUUAUGCCUUUUAUGAGGGACGUCUUGCAAUGUUUAGUCGUUUCAAUACGCUCGGAACGAAUACCGAGAUGUGUUUUGAUUGGAGGAGGUGAUGAGCAAUUGCAGAAAGAAAAGGCUUUGAAAUAAAUUGUAGGUCAGUACGAUUAAAAAAAAAAAAAAAAAAGCAUUGUUUAGGUUGUGUUUGAGUGAUGGAUUUAUUCUUUACUUCAACUUGUCCUUCACGAUAAUGAAAGAUGUUUAUAAACGGAGCCUCAAUCAAUGAGGACAUGCGUUUCAUUUCAGCAGUGAGUCAGCCUCUCGCUGUGCCAACGCCGUGUGUGCCGCUUGCUGGAUGUGCCACUGGGUCAGACAAUGUAAUGUUAUUGUAUGAAUAUUUUAAAUGUAUAUGUGCUGGGGAAAAUAAAUCUAAGCCGCUAAAAUAAUAUUUUUUGUUUUAGACAGAUUUGGAAGUGAUUUUUAUUGUGAUAGGAUUGUUUUAAAAAGAGAAGAUUUAUUAUUGUCAUUUCUUUGAGUUCUAUUUGCGGAUUAUUAUUAUUAUUAUUAUUAUUAUUAUUGUUCUUUCUUUUUGAUUCAUUUCUUUUUUCGUUUAUUUUGCUUUUAAACCGCCGCAUUUCACUUUAUAAUAAUAACGUUAGGGAAAAUGAAGGAAGGAAAAUGUUGAAGGAAUGUUUUAUGAAGGUUUUCUGAGAACACGAAAAAAAGAAAGUAUAAGACAGAUUACAGAUUUUGUAUUAAAGACAUUUUUUUCAGA
Tachysurus vachellii is the source of this 6123-nucleotide messenger RNA. RefSeq lists its product as uncharacterized. Bases 764 to 1594 code for a protein of 276 amino acids. The transcript has 4 exons. Lineage: Eukaryota; Metazoa; Chordata; Actinopteri; Siluriformes; Bagridae. The record is from RefSeq and is a predicted model, not a curated record.